Molecule: messenger RNA, 817 nt
Organism: Coccidioides posadasii C735 delta SOWgp
Lineage: Eukaryota; Fungi; Ascomycota; Eurotiomycetes; Onygenales; Onygenaceae
Biological process (GO): SRP-dependent cotranslational protein targeting to membrane
Cellular component (GO): signal recognition particle, endoplasmic reticulum targeting
Molecular function (GO): endoplasmic reticulum signal sequence receptor activity; 7S RNA binding
Source: RefSeq, a predicted model, not a curated record
CAAAUCCCAUUCCGCAAGCAGAAGUGUGCGACGAGAAUCACAGGGAUUUUCAUUAUCUGUCCUCCAUUAAUAGAUCCUAGCAUAAUUCUAGAGCUGCUCCUUGCUUUCAUUACAAUUUGAUCCUCCCCCACAGACAACCUCGCCAUUAUGACUGCGCAUCUGUCCCAAGAUGAGUUCUUCACGCACCUCACAGCGCUCCUAACCAACCAGUCCACCUCCCUCCGUGGCUCCGUCUUUCUCACUCAGAAGCUCCUUCCAGCCCCACCACCAGGCCGGUCCACGACGACAACCACUACACAAACCACCGCCAGCGCUGAAGCUCCCUCAUCCACAGAGAGAACAACCACGACAACCACUUUCCAACCCAACCAGUCUGCGGUGCUAAUCCGUGCUUCAAACGGGCGCCAUAAGACCGCCAAAGUGAAGGCUUCCACGAUCGUACAACCGGAGGAAUUGGAGGCGUUCUAUGCCAGAUACGCCGAGCUGUGCAAGGCGGGGAUGGUGGGGCUGAAGAAGAGAGAUAGAAGUGCGAAGAAGAAAGGGAAGGCGAAGGGAAAAGUGGUUAAGGGAUGACUUUGCGACUACUCCCGACGGUAGCGCGUCGUGUUGGUAUGCCGGUGGGGGGGAAAAGAAGAAAAACAGAUCUACGUGAGAUUUUCUACGCCCUUUUCUUUUUCUUUUCUUUUUUUUUUUUUUGGAUAAUUGUGGUGCAUGCGUUUGGCGUCUUUCUGUGGGGGGUUUGGGGCUCUUAAUUUUUUAUUUUUUAUUUCUUUGUUCUCACGAGCAUGUCAAAAACAGUGUUUAUUUGGCAAAUGUU